Exophiala aquamarina CBS 119918 is the source of this 1332-nucleotide messenger RNA. RefSeq lists its product as uncharacterized. The record is from RefSeq and is a predicted model, not a curated record. NCBI's taxonomy places the organism in Eukaryota, Fungi, Ascomycota, Eurotiomycetes, Chaetothyriales, Herpotrichiellaceae. The transcript has 3 exons. Bases 1 to 1332 code for a protein of 443 amino acids.
AUGGGCUCUGAAAACUACCCCCUUCGAAACAGUGGGAUCUACCACAACCUACCUACCUUUGACCCCGCUCUCAAGGGACUCACCGCGAUAGUCACUGGAGCCAAUGGAAUAUCAGGCUUCCAUACCAUGCGCGUGUUGCUCGAGAGCCCGGAUCGCUGGAGCAAGGUGUACGCGUUGUCACGUCGGCCACCUCCCAAGGAGAUGAUGGGCCUCUUGAGCGAAUCACAGCGUUCUCGCGUCCAACACAUCGCGGUCGACUUUUUAGGAGAACCGCAGAAAAUUGCAGACGCCAUGAAGUCUGCAAAUAUUAAAGCAGACUAUAUCUUCUUCUACUCGUAUCUGCAGCCAAAACCCCCUCCAGGUACCGCGGUAUGGUCCAAUGCCGACGAGCUCGUCAAAGUGAACAGUGCACUCUUGGACAAUUUCCUCGGGGCUCUUAGCAUCUCCAAGAUCACGCCCAAGCGCUUUCUACUGCAGACGGGUGCGAAGAACUAUGGCAUACAUAUCGGUCGAGCCCGAACGCCUGCAAUCGAAUCAGACCCACAACCUGCUCACCUGGAACCCAAUUUCUACUACCCACAGGAGAAGUCACUCUUCGAGUACUGCAAAGCCAACAACACCCACUGGAACGUGAUCCGUCCAGCGUGGAUCCUCGGCGCCGUAAAUAACGCACAGAUGAAUGCAUUACUGCCAUUCGCAUAUUACUCCGCUGUCAAUGCGCAAAAAGGGGAGCCGCUUCAAUUCCCUGGCGACUUCGAUACCUGGCAGUUUGAGCAACACCAUUCAUCUGCAAUGCUAACUGGAUAUCUCUCAGAAUGGGCCGUCCUGGAAGACAAGUGCAAGGACGAGGCAUUCAAUUCUCAGGACGGAGGACCCAUGACAUGGGACCGCUUCUAUGAGGAGUUGGUAAGGUGGUUCGGCGUCGACAAGGGAAUUGUGUAUCCGGAGGAAGAUCUUUCCAAGUUCACCGUCAUCGAGGGAAACAAAGGCAAAGACACACCCAUGGGCUACGGGCCUGCAACACAAAUCCGCACCCUGUGGAGCCUUGUUGACUGGGCGAAGAAACCUGAGAAUGCGAAGGCAUGGGAAGAAUUAAUGAGUGCUUCUGGUGGUCAAUUGACCGACAAUCCAUUCAAGGAUGUAGAAGCCAAUUUCGCCUUUGGAGAUGCUGCGCUCGUCAAAUUUGGAAGUCUAAAUAUGAACAAGGCAAAGCGAUUGGGUUGGACUGGAUUUGUGGAUACCAUGGAGGCUCUAUUUGAAAUGUACGAGGAGAUGGGCAAGCUUGGAAUGGUUCCUAAGAUGAAGGUUGAUAAAGCGAGGGCUCUUGUCUGA